CUCCAUAUGUGUUUGGCUGUAGAUGGAAAAUCGUGGCUAUUGAAGAAGAAGAAGAAGAAGAGAAAUGUCGACUAUAGAGAAGGUGUUGGUUCAGAUCUUCGAGAGGAAGGAUCGGAUAAUCGACCACGUGAAGCAGCAGAUCCUUCUCUUCGAUCACCACCUCGCCUCCAAGUGUCUGAUCGACGGCUUCGUUCCUCCGUCUUGGCUUCUCUCCACUUCUCCCACCGAGUUGAAUAAGGAAGAUCUUAUCUCAGGACUCCUACUUCCAGAUCCACAGCCUUCCAUUCCUUACUGUUCUCUGUACCAACAGCCAGUUGUUACAACUGAUAAUGUGCAGUUACCAAGUCUUUUACGCAACCGAGUUGAUGCUUGGAAUGAAGGCUUAGAUCAGUGUCUUUCUGGUAAAGCUGAUGAGCUGGAUCCUAGUGUUACAUCUCCUCCUCAAGACUGUAGAGAUGGGAUGAUCUCAGAUAUUGGUCCUGACCCUGGUUUAUCUCUGGCAAGAAUCCAGAGAUCUAAGUCUAGGCAACGGGCUCUAGAGCAUCGAAGUAGUGUGAAAGCAUGUAAAAACUUUGAGAGUUCUGAAAAGAUUGCUUGUUUAUGGUCUGAUUCUGCGGAUAAGUUGGAAUUGAUCAGAUCAUGUGAUAACGUUGUGAGAUGUGCAGAAGAGGAGGAAGAAAGAGGGCGAUGCUGGAGCAAAGAAACGAGUGAAAAUAUUUACUCUGGUAGAGUCACAAGAUCUAGAAGUUCUGUCCAACCUCCCAAGUCUGUGAGUGGACCUUCAGGUGCAGGCAACACUUCUUGUGUUGCAAAGCAGGAUGGUGUGGUACUUACAGAAUCCACCAGCAAUUCAGGACAACAGCCUCAUGUUGUUCAUGAGUUAUUGGAAUCAAAAUUUGUCAAACCUUUUCAUAAUACAGUAAGUUGUCCAGUGAAAAAUGAAGAAAAUGGUCAAUGCCAGAGCAAGGAAAGGGGUGAAGAUGUUUACUCUGGUAGAGUCACAAGGUCAAGAAGUUCUGGUCGACCUCCAAUGUCUGUGAAUGGUCCUCCAAGUGCAAAGCAGGAUUGUAUUGUGCUUACUGAAUCCAUUAACAGAUCAAGACUACAGUCUGAUGCUGCUGAUGAGUUAUUGCAAUUUGUCAAACCAGUUGGUAAUGUUGUAACUUGUGUAUUAGCAAAAGAAGAAAGUAGUCAAUGCCAGAGCAAGGAGAGGGCCAAAAAUAUUUACUCUGGUAGCAUCACAAGAUCUAGAAGUUCUGUCCAAUCUCCCAAGUCUGUAAAUGGGCUUUCAUGUGCAGGUAAAGCUUCUGAUGUUGCAAAGCAGGAUGGUGAUUUGGUUAUAAAAUCCACCUGCGAGUCAAAACAACAGCAUAAUGUUGUGGAUGAGUUGUUGGAAUCAGUAAAGCCUACUGUUAUCUCUGAUGAAAGUUAUGGUUAUAUGAAAGCAAGAGACCACCUAAGCAAGGAAAAGGAAAGCAAUGUUUAUCAAGGAAGAUUAACAAGAUCCAGAAGUUCUAGCCAACAGCAUAACUGUGUGAAUAAGCAUUUGAAGCUGGAUAGCUGUCCUGGUAGGAGCAUCGAUGAUGGCAUUUGUAGAUCAAUGCAGCUGGCCUGCCAUGCUAAUGAUCUUGAGGAUUUGAUUAAGCCUUUUGAUAUCAGCAUUGAAAGUUGUGGGAUAAAGGCCAAAACAAGUGAUUACAAAACAAAAGAGAAUGCUGUUGUAGAUCAACAUAAUCAAGGUAGUACCAGGUCGAGAGCUAAUUGUAGUGCAAAAUUGUUUAAACUUGUUGAUUCCUCUGAUACCCUGGAGCAUGAAGUUACACAGUGCAAAUCAACAGCUUCCAACAAGUCCCCAUAUGCAAAGUCAUCAGACAGGUCUGAAGGAGCUGAACUUAAGGAAGUUCCUGAUACCCAAGUAGAUUCCUUGCCUUGUGCCAGUGACAGUGAUCUUGCUGACUUGAACCAAUGUGUUGCAAUUGUUGCAGACACUGAUGUAGAUUCCGAUGAGUUAGUUGAGUCUCAUUUAGCUAGUUCUGCAUCUAACUUGGAUGGUGCUAACAAUCCUCCUCUUGAAAAGUCAUUGAAUAUUUAUGAAAGAAUUGAGUUGGAAGUAGCAGUAACAAGCCCACACUCUGCAUCUGCUAUGAUAGUGAUGCCUAAGCAACUUGAUUUUGAUAAUUUGGGAGAGUGCACUUUGAAUGAAGCUUCUAGUCCUGUAUUAGAGAGUGAAGAAGAGAUCAAAUCAUUGGAGGAAUGGCCUCUUGCACGGCUUCCUUCUGCAGAUAAGCUGGAUGAAGUAACUCCUGUUCUCUACCAAGAAAAAUACAACUCGUCCCCUGUAAAGCAGUUGUUGGAGGAGUGGGAAGCCUUUAGUGAAGAAGAGAAACAGUCCAAAACAGAUUUGAACAAGACAUCUGGACCAGGUAGAACUUCAAAUUUAAAUGUCGUGUUGUCAGUAAAAGAAACACCUGAGGCUUCUACAGAUGCUGUAACAAGUAUUCUGCCUGAAAGCAACAAAAUCUCUGCACAGAAAAUUUUCAUGGAACAUCAUUCAACUAGUUUAAAAGUUUCUUACGAAAAUUUGCUUGGAAACUCAACAAAAGAUGCUUCAGGAUCUAGAUUAAAUGCUGAUACUGGGACAAAUUAUCUCUUUGAGAAGGAUUAUAGGAAGCUUGAAGUAGUAAAAUCUGCAACAUCGGUCCCAGAAGAGCAUAAUUGUAAUACUAAUGUAUGUAGUGGUCCUGCAAUUUUGGCGGAUAUUGAUUUCACUGAAGUUUGUAGCCCUGCCCUGCUAAGAAAAGCAGAUGCAACUUCCAGUGAUGGAAUUGAGCAUGCUUUUACUGCACUAAUAGAAGAAACUAAGGGUCAUUCUGCGAAACAGAAAAUGGAGUUAAGUCCUCAAAAUCGAAAUGCAGACUCAAUGGGAAGAUUUAUUGCUGAUGACACUGAUUCAGAUCAAGAUCCCACACAUGCAAAAUCAAGUGAACACAAGUUUGCAAUUCAGUCCAUACAGCCAGGUAGACAUUCUGGCUCCCAUGUGGAGGGUUCGUCACCUCAUAAGCGGAGGAAGAUCGGAGGUCAACAAAGAAAUACCCUGUCUUUGUCAUUAAGCUUGAAGGAGGAAGAUAUUAUGGAAUUAAAUGCCAAUAAGUCUCUAGUUGAUGAAGAAGAUCAGAACACGGGCAAAUGUAGUUCAAAAGAGAGAAGCAGAAGGGCAGUAACUCCUUCCACUUUUAUGCAUAAAAAAUUUGCUGUGGCUUCUGUCUCAAGUUUGCUGCAAGAGACCCUUGAAAAUUCUGAAGAUCACUCAGCGGAGGGAACAGGAGCAGUAGGUCCAUCCAGCGUUAUGUUUGGUUCAACAAGGAAAUGCACUGCAGACGAGAAUCAAAUUUUAUUGAAUGUUGGGGAUAAAUCAGAAUUUGGAAAUAUUGAACAUUUGACUUGUUAUGAAAGGAGCGAGGAAGAAGGCAAAUCUCAACUCGGAGAAGAUGGUGAGGGUUCAACUUGUCCAAUUAGUUCUCCAUGUCAACCACCAGCAGACUUGAUCAGUGCUGAUCAGACCAAUCCAGAACUUGAGGGGUUCAUUAUGCAGACAGAUAGUGAACAAAUAUGCAUUGGUGGAGAUGGAAUUAGUUUUGACAAAUUGGACCUUCCAAAGACUACAAUAGAACGUGCUAGCCUUCUGGAACGGCUUUGUAAGUCUGCUUGCAUCCAUACCCCAUUAUCCCAGUUUCCAACUACUUAUAAAUUGCACCGAACAACCGAUCUUUACCAGUCUAUUCCAAAUGGGCUCCUAGAAUGCGUGGGCCCAAAGAGCACCCUUCCUACAAAUGAUGAUGGAAAAAGUCAACUUAAAAUUAGCACUAGUUGCUUUGGUGAGGACACGAACCGUGCUCUUUUUGGAGGAUACUUUUCUGAUCGCUUGCCCUUUUCUAGUUUUCAAGUUACUGGAGAUGUGAAGAAACCUCAUCUUUCUCCAGUUGGCAAGCUCUGGGAUAGGAUCGUUUCAAACUCUGGCAGUUCAGAGAAGCGAGGUAGCCUAAAUCCGGAGCUUCCCUGCAUCAAUGAAGAAAAUGAGAACACAGACGAGGUGGUUGAUGCAUUUCAGGAAGGCGGUGCUUCCAAAAUGGUGACUUGCUCUGUCCAAAGAAAACCACUUACUGAGAUUAGGGAAUGUCCAAAUGUUCCUGCAUCAGUUUCUGGAGCUGAAAUAUUUACCGUUAGAGCUAGUCUGGACUCCGUGAACACGGCCUACAACUUCACUGGGACUGAGAAUGAGGUCAAACAAAAGGCUGGAAAUCACAAUGCCAGCAAGAGGAGAGAAACAAAUAAGAUGAAAGAAAACCUGAGUAUACCACCAGGGGCAAAUGGUACCAAGAGGGCAAGUGAAUCACUUCGUAAUGGGUUCAGAAAACCAAAACUAUCUGGAAAAACCAGUCUGAGAAAAGGGGGGCCAAGUUUCUCACAAAAGGAGUCAAAGGUCAAUAAUAUAGUCUCAAAUGUCACUUCGUUCAUUCCAAUGGUUCUGCAAAAACAAGCUGCUGCUAUUAUCACUGGGAAGAGGGAUGUUAAAGUGAAGGCCCUGGAGGCUGCCGAAGCUGCAAAGAGACUUGCAGAAAAGAAAGAGAAUGAUCGUAAGAUGAAGAAGGAGGCCUUGAAACUUGAACGAGCGAGGUUGGAGCAAGAAAAUUUGAGGCAGUUGGAGAUUGAGAAGAAAAAGAAGGAAGAAGAACGAAAGAAAAAGGAGGCUGAUAUGGCUGCAAAGAAAAGACAGAGGGAAGAGGAGGAAAGGUUGGGGAAAGAAAGAAAAAGAAAGCGUAUAGAGGAAGCACGGAGGCAGCUGCGUCCUCCUGAAGAAAAAUUAUGUGCAAAGAAGGAUGAGAAGGAAAAGAACUGCCAAGCCCCGGAUGAGAGAGCACAAACAAUGAAGGUUCCUAAUGAUGGAGCAGUGAAGCAUGAGCAAAUGCAAAAAGAAAUAGCAGACAGAAAUGAAGGGAAAAUGUUAGAGACAGAAUUAAGGAUGGCUGUUGCUUCAAUUUCCGAUGCCGUAAAAGCAAGCAUGGCCAUUGAAGAUUGCAAUGCAAAGGUACUGAGCACCGUGGAUAGAGCAACAACAGAGAGUGAUAGCCUAAUUGCAGAUACAAGCCGGGAACAAUCAUAUGAUAUAUCUCCAUACAAAGGUUCUGACGACGAAGAUGAGGAAGAAGAAGAAGAUGAUGGACCUAAUAGCAAAUUUAUUCCUUCAUGGGCCAGUAAAAAUCGUUUGGCUUUGGUUGUAACUUCCCAGCAAAAUCUGGACCCAGAAGUAAUAUUCCCCCUGAAAAGCUUCUGCAGCAUAGCUGAAGUUCUCUUGCCAAGAAAGUUCCAGCAAAAUCGUGUGAGUUAAAUACUGGAUAGUAUCUGCAGCCAACUCAAUGAGAGCACCUGCAUGAACCCAAAGAGUCAAAAAGAGACUUCUUGGAAGAGCUAGAAGCAGGUGAUUCCAACAUUUUCUUUUGCUGAAGAUUAAAAAAA
Molecule: messenger RNA, 5514 nt
Organism: Theobroma umbraticum
Lineage: Eukaryota; Viridiplantae; Streptophyta; Magnoliopsida; Malvales; Malvaceae
Gene: WYR
Product: inner centromere protein, ARK-binding region protein
Source: RefSeq, a predicted model, not a curated record